UUUCUAUUCUCCUCCACCAUGUGACGACCUAUGUUUUGUUUCCAAGUGCAUUCAUUCAUGCAAGAUUAAUCAUACCAUGUCACGAGGCACCUGCCGUGAACUUCAUUUUCGACUCAGCUGUAAUCACAAUGUACGUCUCUAUUCUGUUCUGCCUGAUAGCAGCUUUUGGAGCUGUUUCAGGGAAACUGCAGCCCAUUUGCCAGCCUUCAAAUAGCAGCCAUGGAUCAAGUCCUAAGCUUCCAACGCUGCCCACAGCUUUUUCAACACUUGUGGAAGUGAACAUCGUUAACAAGAACUACUCAGCACUUUUCAAGGAGUACUACGAUCAGAAAGCUGACAAGGGCAGGAUUGAACAAACAAAAGAUGGACAAACGUACAUGGAUAUCUACGACUACGCAAUGGACGAGGUACUUCACGUGAAUUUGAGCUCCAAAACCUGUACAGUUACUCCUGCUUCUCACCCUGAAGAGGGCCAUUUUCACUUCAGCUUUUUUGGCUUUGGCGCGCAUAUCGAAAGCGUGUCUCAGUUGUUCAAGUUUGGAAGUCAGUAUAACGAAACUUACUUGGGUAUUUCGUCUGUGCGUGGAAUAAGGUGAGCUUAACCCUUUUUUGGCUUUCAGAGGGUCAAAUCAUUUUUUGACACACGUAAGUGAUGGUGACACAUAAGAAUAUAAAAAAUGUGCCAUUACAUAAUAUGCUUACAGUUGUAUCGUUUGCUCACGCUGAAAUGCACACGAAUGGUUAGUGUAAACUUUAAAGAUAACAGAGAGUACUUCAAUUUAAUUUAUAAUUUACAAUUAGUAUUUGUUCCUUCCCAAAUUAUGUGUGCAGAUUACUGGUGUCUGAUAAAUGAUUAAACAAGAUAAGGAAAUAGCUUUGCCCCAAUGACCCAAAUAGUGAGCUCUAAGGAUAUCUGAAGAGUGGGUUAUGAUCUAUUACUGAUAAACCAAUGACGUUAUCAACUUCCUACAUUCAAGGCCCUUGAUAUUGACAUAUUGAGAGCUUUGCGCUUUAGUGUUUUUUAAAAAUAAUAAUUUAUUAUUAUUAUUAUUAUUACAUUGCAACUUUGUGUCAACUGAAGCUAAUAUCAAAUUUUGUAAGGAAGUAUUUGAAGAAAAGAGUUUUUUUUGUUCAGCAGACCAUUAUGAUGUGAUGGGCGACACUUUCAUGUUUUUUUUUUUACACUUUUGGGAGAGUCCAUCAACACUGCUGGAAACAAUGGCUUAAGGGCUUUCGCGCUAAUUGUUUCUGCGCAUCCCUACUGCGCACGUAAUUCAUAGCGCAAUAUCACGCCACGUCAAAAAUCAAUGUGGGAAGGUAAAAAAUUUCCAAUUUUUCUGUGUAAGCGGCGUCAAAUUUUGGCAUUCGUGCGGCUGUUAGGAGAGUAGAAAUGUGUCCGCUAAAUGAUAAAAUCAACUCUGAGGAAGUUUUUUAGUUCACCGAAUUUUGUUUAUAGAUCCACAAGAACAAUAAUUGGCGGAUAAAAUUUCAAUUCAGGGAUUUAUUUAUAAACUUUUUGUACAAACAGGCACUUUAUCCGUAUGCAGUAACGAAGCCCGAUUUCUCAGAUGUUGGGUUAUCUUUUGAACAUCAUAUCUCCGAAACGAAUUAGGUGACCCCCCAAUUUUUUUACAUUUUUGACAUGAGUAACCCAUAGUCUCAAACUGGUGAAAGUUUCAGAAAAAAAUCAAUGUUAGAAGAUUUUCGCGUGAACGUCCUUAAGAAUCAGUAAUGUUGCUAGAUGCAAACUAACCAAGAAUAUGGCUUUGUGUGAUAUUGACUUUACAGAGGUUUCUGAUAUACCAUCUUCAAACUUGGCAAGUUGGCUUACUGUAAGGCACAUUUUCUAGUGGUGAUGGAUAUUCGCUAACUAGUCAAAAUCGAAAGUGGAGAUUAAUGGUGAAAGGGCCCAUUGAAUGCUGAUAUAAUAUCAAUGUAUGUAAAAUUGCCCUUAUUUAAACAUUUUGAACAGUUUCUGUGACACUCAUGUAUUUCAAUCAUUUGCCAGAAAAUCCCAGGUCAUUAUCAGUUAUGUUUAAUUAUUACAGCAGUGAAAGAAUUCAUGCAUGCUAACACAGGUUAAACUCUUGUCAAAAACAACUCAAAACAAAACCCGAUAUUAAUCUGGCCUAUUAUUUGCGGUAUUGCUGUUUGUUCCACACCAGUGAUCUUACAGCAUAAAGUGACACAGCACAUUUUUGUGAAUGUUUUGUUUUUAUUAUGUUAUUUCAAGCUCCAUUUACCGUGCUGUCAACUCUCCUGGAUUAUCCGGGAGACUCCAGAUGAGAUAUUGGACCAUAUCUCCCGGUCUCCAGAUUAUGAAAUCUCCCAACUAUUUUGUGUUGUUUAAGCUAUUUUAAUGUUAACAUCGAACGUUUCCUCAUAAACUGUGUACCAUUGUAAUGUAAUAAUAAUCAGGUCAAAUGUUACAUGGCCUGCAUGGAGAGAAGUGAUGACCGAAAAAGGGACAUCUGCUUUCGUAGGCUAAAUGUUACAAUGCCAACAAAUCUUUGUUUUGUGUUAUCGCAAAUUUGUGACGACUGGAGUUGACAAAAUUUGUCAUAAUUUUUAUUAAUUAUUUUAUCACAAAUGACAUCAUGUGCGGUACAUUAUAACAUCAUCUAUCAUCCCCUCCUUAUCAAUUCUCAAUACUCGAAGACGUGACAGGUUGACAGCCCUGCUUAAAUCCUCUUACUUGUGAUUGGUUGUUCAAGCUGGCCAAAAUAUUGACCAAAGACAUAAAAAAAUAAACUUUAUGCAACAAAAAAGGCACUAUACAUAAUAAUUGACUCUACAUUGUGAUUCAAAGUUUUGUUGUUGGUUUGAAAAUGUUCAUGUUAGUGUAUUGAACAUAAUUAUUGAGACAAAGGAAAACGAGUUUUAAAAUAGGUUAGAAAAAGUUGUUGUUCAAAUUUUACUUAGUUUUCUUACUAAGUAUUUAUUUUUAUUUUCCUCGAAAUUUGUCUGAGAGCUGCUAUGUUGAUAUGAGACAAAGAAGCAUAACAAAAAUGGAUCAACAAAGGAUUAAUAAUUAUUUGAAACAAACAUGUAGCAUACACUGUACUUAUACACUGAGUCUCAGGUUCAUAUGUUGUGGGUCAAUUUUUUCCUCAGUUUAAAUUCCAUUUCAUUUUGUUUUUGGGUAUGGAACUUUGAACCAAAAUUGAAAUUAAAACACAACAUUAGCCUUUUCCUCUGGAUUGUCACGCAAAGACCAAAGAAAUGGUGCAGCAGUUUUUAAUAAUAAUGAUAAUAAGAAAGUUCUUUUUGCAGAUGGCCUUUGUCACAUAAUGGGCGUUUCAAUAGGGCACUGCAUAAAAACUAAAAACUACAGUACUCAAAAUGAAAAAAAAUGUUAAAAUAGAUGAACUAAAUAAUGUCACACUAAGUGAACUUAUUGAGACUUAAUUUUUCAUACAUCUGUAAAUGAGAGAAUGAAAUUAAACUGGAUUUUCCUGGGGGAGGGGGGGGGGGAAAUUAGGAGCAAGCCAAAUACGGCUGUAGCAUAGAUAUUGUCUGUAAAUCAUCAUGCAAAACAUGUUAGUGCAAAGACAAAUCAGAGGACAGACAGGGAGCAGUAUACAAGGUCAAAUGUUGUGACUGCCAGGCCACUUAUAUUGGCGAUACUGGCAGAAACUUAGCACGCAGCUGACUGAACACAAACAACUGAAACAGAUGACAAGAAAUAGCAAUGUCAACAAUCACAUUGCUAAACACCAUUUACAGAUGAAACAUCAAAGCGAUUGAGACUCAGCAACAUGUAUACAUGUAAGGCAUUCUACAGACCACUAUCAAUGACCAGGGGCACCCACUGACGGUUUUCUCCCAAAUACGUUGAAAACACCUUUUAGGCUAUCCAGACUAAGAGUAGUUUUAGAUUUCUAGAAAUACAUUUUAAGCAAUGCUAUAAAAUUUGUAUCUGUUCGGUAAUCCUAGGAGACUUUGAGCCUUUUCGAAAUGUCAAGGGGUUUCAGCGUUAUUUUCCCGAAAAUUUUAGAUGCUAUUUAUGUGCUUUACAAAAGUGGGACUUUUUCUGAUUCCUUUCUCAAUCACAUUUUUGAAUCCGAAAAUUUUAGGUUUCUUUUUUUUUUCGAAAAAACAGCAUAAUACUAGGGGAGUGAAAUGUGAAAAAUUAAGCGUCAGAAAAUCGUAAGGAAUUUAUUAGGUAAGUUUCAAAAUUGUACAUGAAUGGAACAGUCACUUGGAAAUUUGUAGCCAUCGUCAAGCAAUAGAAAAUUCUAGGCAAUAUUUGCUUCUCUGAACAGAUAUUUUACAGAAAAUAGUUGUUGGGAGCCCCUGAAUAACUCGCAUUAGAAAACUAGUUUACUUUCCUUAGAACAAAUGCCACUGAAUCAUAGUCAACAAUAUUAUUAUUAUCAGCACCAAAUGUUGUGGCAAAUUUUUCCCUUUGUUUUCGUUUUCACCAACACUUACUCAUUAUCGUGUAUUCUUUUCAUUUUUUGUCUCACUCUGGUAUUUUGAUAAUUAUGCUCCUUAUGCUGCACAAUGUAUGUAAAUUUAGUUGUAUAUAAUUUAGUUUGUUAUCUCGCCCUUUUCUAUGCAGAGUUUUUUUUACGCGUCUAUUAGUGUUCGUGUCAGUAGUUUUUUUUUUCUCGGUUCCCCUAACCACCGACCUUGUUACAUCUUCAGCAUUUGGUAAACAGCCUCGUUUUUAUUGUUUUUACGAAUUUCAUUUUGCAGUCGCAUUUAGGUAGUUUGUUUGUAUAGUAACUUUUAUUAUUAUUUACUAUUAGUAAAACGUUUGCUGAGAGAUCGUGAUGAUGUUGUGUUUCCUCGAAUCGGCCCAUCCCUUUUCACUGUAUAAAUGACUUAUUGACAGACUCAAACAAAACUAACUACGAGUGAAUGACUGGACAACCGACAAUUUGACUAACAAUAAACGACUGUUUAACUGUGACAAAAGACAGAUCAAAAUGCACCAAUGACAUUAUGAGUCUUUAUAGCCAAUAUAACAUCACUGUUUAACAGGCAGACUACCAAUAACAUCAUAUCUUAGUUGACCAAUCAACCAAUUGAACCAGUCCAAUCAGGUCAAUAACCAGAGUUUAAUACCAUCAACUGUCGUGACACAACUCACUUUGACUCUGGAGAUGACUACCGCACAGGUUAAUCACUGUAAAGAACAGUCCUAUUCAGGACUACGUUCACCCAGAUGAUCAUAUUCAACCUACUUAUGAAAUGACUCCUGGUUUCAAACCUUUCACAGUUUUAGUACAGCAUAUUGGCACUUGUACAUGUGUGGUUAACACCCAUGUCCACCCAAUGGAGGAUCACUGGAAAAUCUAAAGUUGGAAGGGAAGGGGGUUAGUCGUAAAUGCCAAAAUUUUUGAGGAAAGUGUGAACCACCUACACUGAAAUUAAUUUUUGAGAGGUGUGGUGAGCUAAAACCAAAAACCCUUUUCCCCUAGUAUUGACUUUCUAUUCAUUUUUGUCUUGCAGAUGUCACCACUGGAGGGCUUGCAUCUCCAACAACUAUUCUUCCUAUUACUUGGAUUACUUCUUUUCAGCAUCUGACUGGAGAACAACAUGGGUUGCACACAAUUCCACAGUAAUCCGUGCAACUAUUAAUGGCACUUCAGAGUCUUUUAAAAGAAUGAAUGGAUCAAUGGUACCUUUAAACAAAACACACAAUUUCUAUCAUGUUUAUGAUUUUUUCGAUUUUCAUCCUGGCCCUCCAGAUGCAUCCAAUUUUCAGCUUCCUGCAGGGCUGUAUUGUGCCAGUCUCAAAGGCUUGAACAAAACUGUCCCUCUUGUACCUGGAGUUUUCAGCUUGGAAUUAGAAGCCAUUUGGAGUAGGGCUAACAACAGUGUGUCUAACUGGCAGGUAAGAACUGGUACAUUACAAUAUUAUUAACAGUACGACUAGCUGUAACAGAAAAAAUUGCAGUAGGAAUUUCCAUGCAUGCGGAUGAAAGUACAAUUAUUGGACAGGUCAGUAGCCAAGGCCAAGGCUGCUGUCACAAAGAUUUCAAGUUGCUGCAUUUAUGUAUAUUAGUAGGCGGGUAAUUGAACAGCUGGGACAUUUUGGGGUUUUAUUGUCCUUUUGUUUCCCAUGAAAGUACCUGCAGUCAUGCUCUUAUUAGCAAGAGGAAAUCCCCGGCCUGCAGCCCUUAGUGAGAGCCCUGUUUGCCGUUUUAUCAUUAAUGUUUAAUUUGCUGAAUGCAAUGGGUGAACUGCUUAUGUGAAAAAUUUUUAUGGCUGAUGGUAAACAAGUGAACGGCUGGAAGAAAAUUUCAAAUAGCUGGCAGUGAACAGGUGAAUGACUUGAGAAUAAUUAUUUUCAAUUGGGUGGAAGUAAACCGGCGAACAACUUGAGAAAAAAAUUGUUUCAAGUGGCUUGCAGUGCACUGGUUAUUAUAAGGCUUGAUUAGGGCCGCCGUUAGAAUAAUGUUUCAAGUUGCCGGGUAAACGAUACAAGUAGGCAGGGAAUCAAACAGCCAGGGAUAUUAUUUGGAACUAUUUUUCUUCUAUUCUCCUACUAAAGGAGGCAGUGGUCACAUUCACACUAGCCGGGGAAAAUCCUGGCCCUUAAUGACAGCUUUCCCUACUAGCAGAGGUCUCUCAUGACAAGGCAAAAAUGAGAGGAAGGAUACAGAGAGUUUCUCUCCUUCAUUCCAUUUUUGCCUUAUCAUGCGAGACCUCUGCUAGCAGGAAAAUGACAGUCCUGCAUGACCUGCAUGAUACACAAACAUUUGUCAAGUGCCUCAUGUCAGUUGUAAAUUGCAUUAUUACUGAACAGUGCUAAGUCUAAUUCUCAACACAGAAAAUUUAAUUAUACGAAUGUAAAUUCCAUUAAUCAAUAAUUGUUGCAAGGAGUUCUAAUGAAACAAAGCCUUAAGGCUUAUUAUCAGAUGUGACAUGAUCGACUUUUGUUUCUUCUGCAGACGCAAAGAAAUUUGGGCAGGGAAUCUAACAGAUUGUCUUCCGUACUUUAUUUGACAGGAAAUUUAUGACUUUGAGAAAAAGCUUACUUUGCUUAAACAUUCAAAUUACUGGAACCCUAGUGGAGGCCCCGUGAUGUUGAUUCAUGACUUCAACACAGGCAUUGGUUAUAACAUCUCUAGUGGCCAUCUUGGUGCAGAUGUCUGCAGACCUUUCAACUUAACUCUUACAGAAUGGGAUGCAAGUGAAGAUGAAAAUCAUCACAUUCGCAUGAAGACGACUCAUGAACUGUUCAAUAUGCCAAAAAGAAAUGGUUCAUCUGCAUUGGUGUACAAGGGAACUGCUUCAGUUCGUGGCAUAAGUGCUGAUAUCUGGGUUGGUAAGGGAGUGAGGAAGAGUAGAAGACGAAAUAGAACUAUUGAGGUACUACAGGGCUUUGAAGUACAAUAAAAUACACUUUAUUUAAGGGUCAAUGUAUUUAGCACUAAAACACUAAUUGAGGAGACUGUUUUCACAUCUCCUGCUGGAAAUAGGACCGCCAUUUUACGUGGUCAGCUCCCUCCUCCUCAUAGGCUCCCGCUGGGUAUCCCUAUAAAAAUAGCAAUAAUUGAAAAUAGAAAGAGCGUGGGGGACAAUGGGAAGAAGGAAAAGGCAGGAGCUCUCUUUUUCUCUCUCCCCGGCCUCCCAACAACUCAAAGAGACCCCUGCAGAGGAGAGAGCACGGUCAUCCUUGGAAGCCACAUAGCGUUGUAGCUGUUUACAGGGCAACUUAGGUGAUACCUUAAUUUCUGAGUAAAUCCCUGAGCAUUAGUUGGACCUUGGGAACCGAACCCAUGAUCUCCCACCCUGCAGUAAAACACUCUAGCUACCAACUGAGCUAAACCUGCUUUAAUUGUGUACUUACUGUAAUUGCAGCUUUUCAUUAGUGGAACUCUCGUGCACGCUAAGAGCGUGCAGUGGAGCAUCAUGGGUAAGAAAAUUUGGUUAUCUAUGCAUCCAAGAAAUUUUGGUAAUCAUGUGACUGUCCGCGUACCUGUCCGCAUCACAGGUAUACCAAUUUAAAUAACUCAAUCAACAGGUAAUGCAACGUAGGGGUUUUUUGGCCAUACAGACUUUUUAGAAACAAAAACAACAACAAAGUCAAGUCCGACUAAAAAGUCUAUACAGAAAUGGACAACAGAGAAACAGCCAAAGCGUCAGAUUAAAAACAAAUGAGACUAGCGGCCAGCAAGGUGAAAAUGAGCAGCAGUAAACGAAGAGCGAAUAGGAAUACAAGCAACAAAACUUUUGUUGAGCACAUGUAUACGACCAGCGUGCAAAGAAAGUUGUGUCCGACAGCCCAGGGCUAGUGGAUUUUGCGAUCGGGCAAGUGAAUUCUGUGCUUAACUUGCCCGACGGGCAAGUGAAGAUUUUUCGGAGAAUUAAAAUUACAGAAGUACUGUAAGACAAAAUGUUUUAAAUUCCUAAUAAAUUCCUGCGGACCGAAAGUCACUCCGACGAAGUGAAAUCUGCAUAAACAAGACGAAGUGUCGCAUUACAUGUCGAACGAAACAUAUUGAGAUCCCGCGCAUAAAGUAAAAGCAGAUAUUGAAAAAACUUUGGAGGUUGCCCGUGACUAUUUCUUACUGAUUCAGAGAAAGCUAUUUGUCUUAAUUUUCUUCAUAAUCAUUUGUGAGGAACGUAAACAAAAGGUUUUGAUCCUGAACUCUAGUGAGAAAUUUAUUAUGGUUUUAGCAAAUACUGGUCACGUGCUUUUCAAUGUGGUAAGUUCUAAACACAGAUACUGUAAGUGUUUGUUGAUUAAAAUAUUUAGACCACACCGUAUUGUUUUCACUUUUCAUGAAAAUCAACUGUCAGAUGAAACAACAACAACAAAUAAUUUAUGCAAAUGUAUACCGGAACACGAUUAAUGACGGCUUCAUUCUGUUAGCUUCACUUAAAUUCCUUAUUUCAUCAUUGUGAGUUGACUUUCAAGACAAAGGCAUUUAUAAUCAAAAGGUGAACACUGAAUUAUUGUACUAGCUAGUAUGUGAAGAGUAUCUUACCAGGUCUACCUAUAGUUCACACUUUUUACGGUUAUUUAUUGCUCUUGUCAAAUAACUACAGCUGAUUGUAAUGAAUAAAUAGAGCCAUUAAUUUAUUAUCUUACAGUGUAAUUAAGAAAGGAAUAAUUAAUUAAAAUUUUUUCAUUCUGCUCGCGAAAAAAUUUUUUUGGGGGCUAGUAAAAAUGAUUUUCGGGCUAGUAGAUGUUAGUUACAGCUUGCCCUUUGGGCAAGCUGUAAGUUGACUUUCUUUGCACCGUGACGCCAUUUUCUACAUAAGAUGUGUAACUAUGAAGUUUCACGAUGUAGCCGUACAAAACAACGUCAAAGAAAUGUACAAAAAAGUGUGCUGCACAGUCAUGCAAAGUUGUUUUUUUGACUAAUUAGACAUAUUGAUUUUUUUGCCAAUCUCAUUGCUGUUACCGGUUAACAUUACACAAUUUUAUUUUUUUGUUUGAGUUAUAUAAAUUAAUUAAGAGUACAUUAUCGAGAGCUUUGCUUUUAGCCCUAGCUAAAUCUUUAUAUUGUGUUUUCCUGACAGUAUAUUAUGGAGGUCUACUUCUCAAAACCAAACUGGCGUUUCCAUUCUGGAACACAAAACAACCAGCAUCAAGUUCCUGUAAGGUUUGAUUGGUACACUCCAAGGGGUCAUUAUGAGAUGAAUGUCUUCAACUUUGAUGCUGAGGCUGCUGCCCUGACCCAGUUUGAUAUCAAGCCCUGCUUCACUUUUGAACAGCAACGCCUUGUUCACUUCAGUUUAGCUGGUAAAGAUUUAAAAUUUGGAAGAUUUGUUGAAGAAGAUAAAUAUGCUUGUCUUUUUGCUUUUAGAUGCAUUCACACUUGUUUGCGAUAUUGGGGCUUGAUGCAUAGUAGAGUGCCACGUAUUAUUUACAAGUAGUGUAAGGCUACUUAAAACAGCGAUUGCAUGCAAGCAAGCCAUAAACUAUAUAUCAUUGUGCAAAAUACAUGUACUAAUUGAUACCCCUGCCCCAUAGGUCAUGUAACAAUGUUGAAAAAUUUUAAAAGUGCUUAUUGACACCCUGUGUAGUUCAGGCAUUGAUGUCAUUGCAACCCCUUUCACGGUGCUUUGACUGGAAACCAUGUGUAUUAUAAUACUCCCUUACAUUAACUUCAAUUCUUUAACCAUGACCAGCAUCUCAUAUCUUCCUUAUAGCAUAAUGAUUAAGAAUGUUUAAGUACAUAUGUAACCUCUUGACUUUAACUAUUCCCAAUAUCCACAUAUAAAUUGCCCAGAAAGUUCCCUUGGUGAAGAAAAUUGUUUUUAAAGGUCAAAGCACUUUCCCUUAAGGAUCAUUUUAUCUAUUCUUAUAACUUUUCCUCUUUAGUAUGUAUUGAUUUUGUUUAGAGAAAAUAGAUGUUGGUCACUCACUCAUGGGGGUUGUUUAAGCAAAUAAUUCUCUUCAUCAGUACUAUUAGAAAUGUUUAGAGGAUGGUAUUUAGAAUACAUUAGAUAUACAUUAUACAGUCAACCCCUUUAAUAUGGACACCAAAGGGACAGAACCAACUGUCUGCUUUACGGAGGUGUCCGUAUUAUAGAGGUAGGGAAUGUAUGAUUUUUGGCAUUUCUGGGACCAAACAAACUGUUUGUAAUAGAGAGGUAUCUGUAGACUAUACAUAGACUUUAUUGAGCGUCCUAGCAUGUUCCAGGCGUUCAGAUAGUGGAAAGCAGUGCACCUCUCUCCCCAGUGCCCCUCUAGUUUUCAUCACUUUCUUUACUUUGCACUGCUUUCCACUAUCUGAACACUUGGAACAGGCUAUGAGCAUCCCUGAAAAGGGCUUUUCAGCAUCAAUAUCAAAAUAAAUUAAAUAAAUCAAGUGGAUGAAUAAAUUAAUUAUUUAAUUAAAUGAAAACACUAUGUACAACAUUAUCUAAAUAGUAACUUUGUACAAAAUUCAACAUCUAACCUAGUUCAAGUUACAAAUCAGUUCAUUAAUAAGACGUCUCUUAAAAACUUUAGUAUUUAUGAUUUCCUUUAAGUCUUUACUUAAAUUAUUCCACAUUUUCACACCACGGUAAUAAAAAGCACGUUGGCCAGCAUUAAUUCUACAAGAUGGAAUAUUGAGGCGAUCUCUAUAUCUUGUCUGUCCAUCGUGGGCAAUAGCUCGAGUUGACAAUUUAUCUGAUAGGUAGCUAGGUGACAGACCUUUGAGACAUUUAUGCACAUAACUGCAUCAUUGACUGUCAUAAGAAUGUGGUUGUUGGUUUCAAUGCUUAAAAGGUAAAAACAACAUUGCAAUCAGUAAAGCUACAUUGUAUUUCGCUGAUGUAGUUAUGAUCAAAUUAUAUUAUCAGGAAACUAUGACAAGUACAGCGGUUCAAACAAGUUCAAACUUAAUGUGACCAAGGCCAUUAGUGCUGCAGCCAAUGUCUCAAUCAUCAGGGUGAAUGGAAUCCGGGUAAGGACUACUUUAUGACAGAUCAGCAUCACAUCUAUUUUGUUUUAUUGAUGUCAACAUAAAAGGUCAAACAUGAUCAUUGUUGCUCACUGAGAAAAAAUUAUCACUGUGAAAAAGCUCUUCUGUUCCUGGUUCAUAUAAAAAAUGUGGACUUGGAUGCGCUUGUGGCAAACAAAGGAUUUGAUCUUAAAUAAAGGCUGCAUUUGAUCUGAAAUGAAGGAUUGCUUAUCCUUUGGGGUGCUUCUAAGUGGAGAGAAUAUUGUCUAACCUUAUCUGUUUAUUGUUAUUAUUAUUAUUUAGGUGUUGGAAGGAAGGAAAGAUAAAAAAGCAGACAUUGAUGUAGCAUUUAUAUUGCUAGACAAGCCCAAUGCAAUUGGAGCUGAUGUAGUGGUCUAUUCUGAGAAAGGACUUCUAGAGGCUUUGGAUGUUUUGAAGAAAUCAGUAGCGUCUGGGAACUUCAAAGUGGCAACAAUGAAUGGUUAGUGAAUAUUGAACAAACAGCCAAGAGUAGCCUCUUUUAGAGGAGAGUUUAGUUUUAACAGACACCUUACUCUUCUUUCAGUCUUCUUGAUAAAUCUCUGUUGCGUUAAGUGACCACGUAAAAUGAUCAUUCCUGUAAGUAGCAUGCUCCAGUUAAGUACACUUUUACUGCUUCAUCAGCGUGUUCGCCCUCAAGAGCUCCACUGAUUUUUAUUGAAAUCCAGUACUUUAGACAGCUGGUUUACUAACUUAACGACACUGAAUCGCAGUCAACAAUUACCAGCACCAUACAAACGACUUAAUGACGGACUCAAGCAAAACUGACCACGGCGGAAUGACUGGACAAUCCAUAAUUGGACUAACAAUAAACGAUUGUUAAACUGUGGCGAAACACGGAUCUAGACGCACCAAUGACAUUUAACGUCUUCGUAACCAAUAACAUCAUGGCUUAACUGACAGACGACCAAUAACAUCGGAACUUAAUUGUCCAAUCAAGACAAUAAACAGAGUUAAAUUCAAUCAACUGACGUGAUAAAACUCACUCUGACUACUGCACAGGUUGUUGAAACGUCGCUGAUCACUGUCAGCAAUGUUUAGUCCUAUUUAGGACUACUCUCACCUCUAUCAUCAUGCUCAACCUACUUAUGAUAAUAAUAUUGAUAAUGGUGUGUUAUGAUGGUGAUUAAAAUGAUAAUUUACCUGUCUUGUUUAUCUAUUUAUUUAUUUAUUUAUUUAUUUAUCAACUUUGCCAAGAGGCCUGGAUUACUCAUAGAGCAAGCUCCACUACGAGUUCCAGUGUAUCGCAUGCUCGGUAGUCUUGAGUUACAAGUCACAAUCUUGAUUGUUAUAAAAAACUUACAGUUUUUUGUUCUCAACAGAAACACUACCUGCUUACAAGGAUUCCUUCUUUGUUGGUUUUGCUCCCAGUCCCCUGUCGCCCACCCCUGUCACACCAAGUCCAGGAAAAGAAAGCAAUAAGAAUUCUGGUGUGUCGAAAGGUGCGACAGCAGGGAUUGCGAUUGUUAUGUUAGUGGUGGGCAUUGCAGGAGGCUUGGUCAUCGCACACUUUAUUAUGAAACGCCGAGGUAGCGGAUUGUUCGCAUAUCAAAGGCAUGAGUAGGAGGUUUGUUCCUCCCGAGACACGGAAUGCACAAAAAAUCAUGAACUCAUACAGCUCCUAAAUACAUAUAGCAUUAGUCGUAGUGUUUGUGUUAUUCCAAUGUUAGUCGUAGGGUUAGGACUGUUUUCAUUAGAGUGUCAUUAAUUAAAUUAAAACCAAACUUAUUAGUGUAGUAACAUAAAAAAGUUGAAAAGUCAGAACCCAAUGUUAACACAUGAGGCCGACUCCAAGUGGCAGAAACCGCCUUGGGGCGGAGGAAGCUACUAGAAACGCUAGUUCAGUUUCUAUCCACUCUCGUUAUGUUUGCACGUGGACAAUGCAUUUGGCGAGUAGCUUGCCAGUUAUUUAUCGACAUUUAAAUGUAUCUCAAUCAGGUAUUUAAUCAAUCAUUGCCGUUGCCAGCCAGCACAUAGAGACCUAAAGUAUAUUUAACAUGAUAUAAGUAACUCUCUAAAGCACACAAACUUGGUUUGAACUGUUGGCGGUUCCUAAGAUGAUGUCACCCAGAGGUU
Messenger RNA from Porites evermanni, 13475 nucleotides. Lineage: Eukaryota; Metazoa; Cnidaria; Anthozoa; Scleractinia; Poritidae. The record is from the annotation of a GenBank genome assembly.